GAUUAUGACACGUUUUUUAAUGGGAGGAAAGAUGUCUCGUUGUUGUGCUUCUGUACGAUCGCGCUUUAUUUCCCUCUGAUGACAUUUCCCAUCGGAUUAGAGGGUGGUCCGCCUCGGAGAGGGUUGACUUUCUAGAGAUCGCGAUUGAGACAGGCAGGCUGCCGGCGGCGACGAGCUCGGAUCGACGAGGACGACGACGACGACGACGACGACGGAGGAAGAGGAGGAGGAGGCGGAGGAGAUGCACCUCGAGGAUUAUCACGGCGAGCGGAGCGAGGAGGACGACGUGCGACGCCCCGUUCUGGAGCAAGACGACUUCGUCGACGACGGUUCCCUGCCCGAUCUGAUGUCCAUGGCGAUGACCGGAAUAGGCGUUGACGUCGUCCAACCGUAUUGCUGGACGACCUCGCAAAUGAUGGACAAUAGCGUGCUCUUCUCCCCGCUGGAAAUCGGCGCGGAUCCGCAGGAUUAUCUUGACUGGGACCAGGUACCCGUUGUCUUUCAGUAUCCCUCCAACGGUGGUGGAUCGCCAGCUGGUAGCACCUGCAGCGAGGCGACCACGCCGACUUGGAGCAACACGGUGACGGCGACGACGACGACGACGACAGAUCAUGGUGAGGAUAAGUCAUCAGACUGUCAGAAGUUACCAUCGAUGGGCUCGGCCUUCUCCUUCUCGCGCACCUUCAACAACACGAUUUUUCCGGAAUACGGAGCAGAGUCGCAGGGCGAUUAUCAGGAUUAUCCCGACUGCCAAGAGGACAUGGUGUCGCUGUUGAUGAGCAUUCAAAACGAUGUCACGGUUCAGAACUACAGUCCCUCGAUCGCCGACGAGUUUGACCUCAGUCUGAUCAGGGGUGACCCGACGUCAUUGUUGAGCAACGUGGAUUCGCCAUCGUCAUCAUCGACGACUUGUCUCGCGAGCGAUGAGCAGCAGGAACCAUUCCAGAGCUUCAAUCCGCCGUAUUACGCGGUUGGACAUCUCGUUUCUUCUCAGCAACAAUCGACGACGAUCAACCUCGACGGUGAGCUUAUUGGCGCGAUGGACAGUUUCGGAAAUCAGGUGAUACUGCCGCGGAACGAGGGCUUAUUGCUCGGGAAUAAUCGACGGGUCACCGGAUCGAAGGUUGCUGAGACCGAGAAGAAUGACAAAUCUUAUGAUUGCGCGAGACCAGUGGAUGAUAGCCUCACGUUGGCUUAUCAGUGCCGCUGGAUCGACUGCGGCUGUGCGUUUACGGAGCAAGAGGGCUUGGUGCGACAUAUCGAGAGGCGGCACGUGGAGUCGUCCUCGACGAAUGCGCACGGCCACGGCAGACGGAUCCAACGGGACCGGGACAAGGAGCGAGACGGCAAGGAGGCGGGAGAGGGUUUCCCCGGAGCGGCCACGACGACGACGACGACGACGGGCCGCGAGGACGAGUUCGCCUGCCUGUGGCAAGGAUGUCCACGCGCUCGGCCGUUCAACGCGAGAUACAAAUUGCUAAUUCACAUGCGGGUGCACACGCAAGAGAAGCCGAAUAAAUGUCCGUUUGCUGGCUGUAAGAAGGCCUUCAGUCGUUUAGAAAACUUAAAGAUACAUCAGAGAUCGCAUACAGGCGAAAGACCUUACGCGUGUCAACACAAUGGAUGCUCAAAGGCAUUUAGUAACAGCAGUGAUCGGGCCAAGCAUCAAAGAACGCAUUAUGACAGAAAACCAUACGCUUGUCAGGUAAGCGGCUGCGGCAAACGUUACACGGAUCCGUCGAGUCUUAGGAAGCAUCUGAAGAAUCACACUGAGAAUUCGAGUACGUUAUCCACUCUUUUAUCAUCGGAUAAGGUACCAACUAACGUAACAACCGGUGCGAUAGGACACAAAUUAAACUCGACAAUUUCUCACCGAAGAAGUCAAGACGCGUGCAUCCUCGACGUGGAAACGAAUCAUUCGUCGUACAAAUUAUCUAAAAUUUAUGUCAAAGAGGAGAACACGUUGCCGGACAAUACUUGCCAGCUGAACAGAAUCUCUCUGAAUUUCGACGGCAGUCAGCAAAAAACGAUCGAAUCGGUUCGUCAUCUUCUAAUCAACGACAUUACUAAUGUACAGAACGAAAAUACAGGAUUCUGCGUGACUGCAGAGGAUCAGGUGCCGGAUUUCCACGAGUUAGGCGUCGACAUCGAGCGACAGUUUCACGAGCUGAGCGCUUUGAACGACGCUAUCUUCAUCGACGGAUGAGCCUUUUUCAGCAGAAGAAUCCCAUCACCGACGAAAGUGAAACAGGACGCGAUGCGUCGGUGAAUGAACGGAAUGUAAUUUAAUAAGACAUGAUUGAACUCGCACCUCGAUUCGAUUAAUCCUCUGGAGCUGACGGCAGGUUUAUUGGACUCAUUCAGAGUACGGUCAAAGUCUCACUAUAAAUACUUCGAAGCAUUUGUGUGAUUGACCAAUCAAAAGAAAGAAUUUUAAGAAUUAGCCAA
Mycetomoellerius zeteki is the source of this 2448-nucleotide messenger RNA. RefSeq lists its product as uncharacterized. Gene Ontology annotation, cellular component: nucleus. Gene Ontology annotation, biological process: regulation of transcription by RNA polymerase II. The transcript has 6 exons. The coding region runs from base 242 to 2206 and encodes 654 amino acids. NCBI's taxonomy places the organism in Eukaryota, Metazoa, Arthropoda, Insecta, Hymenoptera, Formicidae. The record is from RefSeq and is a predicted model, not a curated record. Gene Ontology annotation, molecular function: DNA-binding transcription factor activity, RNA polymerase II-specific; RNA polymerase II cis-regulatory region sequence-specific DNA binding.